Molecule: messenger RNA, 1465 nt
Organism: Arachis ipaensis
Lineage: Eukaryota; Viridiplantae; Streptophyta; Magnoliopsida; Fabales; Fabaceae
Source: RefSeq, a predicted model, not a curated record
CAACCCCUUCCUUUUAGUUACACAAAAGAAGCAACUAUUUGUUGCUUCAAUUGUUGACUUUAUUUAUUGAAUGUGAAAAGGGGGAGCAAUAAUUUUUGAAUAAUAAGGCAAUGGCAAAGACAUCCUUGGCUUUUGUAUUUGCCUUGUUGUUGGCUUUGCCAAUUCAUUCAGUUUUUGCUAAUGAAGUGAAUCCAUUGAACCUUUUUGAUGGUGUUGAAGCACCAGUGGAAGCCAAGACUUUUGAUUGGGUUCUAGAAGCCAAGUCUGCUGCCAUGUGAAGUCCAUGGAGGACGCCCCACAACUCAGCUUGCACUGGUUGGCAUCUUCCCAAAUUUGCCCGAAAACCCCCAAUCCACUCCCCAUUAUGGGUUCGAAGAAGACCUCCACACCCAGCCUUCAUUGUUCUUUCUUGUGAUGUGCCAUCGGAUUCACUGGGCGGAGGAAACUUGGAUUGUGAACCUCUUCAUUUCGCCACUUCCAAAGCCAAUAGCAGGUUAGCACAAAUUCGUCCACCCAAUUGUGCUCAGAGCUUUUGCCCAUGUCAUUGCUAAAGUUCGUCUGUAUCCAUAACUCCAGAGGCAUUGUGAAAAAGAGAGCAAUAGCAUUUGGGUGUACUAAUUUGGCCCAGAUCCUGGAUGCGCUAGGACAGUCUCGCAGCACGUGGAGGAUCGAUUCUUUCACUUGGGGACAAUUAUGACAGUAAGGAGAAGUUCCCAUCAUUCUGGCUUUUCUAUCUGCUGUCAUCAACCUUCCAUGAUUCAUGAGCCACAAAAAGUCAUCAUUGGCUUUGGUAUUUGCCUUGGUAUUGGCUUUGCCAAUCCAUUCUGUUUUUGGUGAUGAGGUGAAUGAGAAUCCAUGGAAGAACCUUUUUGAUGAAGAAAUCAGUGUUGGUUCAUUGGAGGAGGUUCCUAAGCUUCACUUUGUUGAUCAUCAUUCUGAAUUCCAAGAUUGGGUUCAAGAACUCAGCAAUUUGGACAAUAAAAAUGUCAACAACGUAGUUUCUAAAGAAACACCAGCAUCUGCACCGGUGCAAGCACCUAAAGUGUCUCCACCAAAACGUGCACCAACAGCAUCACCCAAGGCUGCACCGAAAACUGCACCCAAGGCUGCACCAGUUGCAUCACCAAAGUCUGCACCGAAAGCUGCACCUGUUGCAUCACCAAGGUCUGCACCUGUUGCAUCACCUAUAACUUCAAGAAGAAUUCUUGUGGAAUGAUCAAAAUUCGCUCCAAAAAUGUCUCCUAUAGCAUCAUCAAAAUUAUAUCCAAGAAGUGCACCCGCAAAAACACCAACAUUCAAAACCUAUUAACAGUGAUUCUUUACAUAAACAAACUCAAUUGCAAAAUGUUUAAACAAAGUUGAUAACUCAUAAUUUUCUAUCACUAUUUUAUUAUUAUUGACUAUGUUUGUACACCAUAUUACAACUGUUUAUUAUCGAAUUCAUAAUUUCAAUUGAUGUUGGCAA